GGCUGUCCGCAACACUCUCUGAGGUUUCCUGCAAUUAAGGAAAGUACAGUUCCCAUAUCAGGCAGAGAUGCAGCCAGUCAGGGUGCUCUCAAUUGUUUCCCUGUAGAAAGUCCUCAGAAUUUUGGUCCCCAUCUCCAACUUUUUCAACUAUCUGUGGUGACAGAGGUACUGCUGUGCUCUUUUCACAACACAGCCGGUAUGUACAGACAAUGUAAGGUGCUUUGUGAUGUUUAUGCCGAGGAACUUAAAGCUGUUCACCUUCUUAACCCCAGAUCCAUUGAUGUCAACAGGGGUUAUCCUGUCUCCAUUCUUCCUGUCGUCCACAAUCAGCUCCUUUGUUUUUGUGACAAUGAUGGAGGGUUUGUUUCCUUGACACCAGUCAGAUGUUCAGAUCAUAGAUAGAUUCAGCAGUUAGAUGGUUGAGCCUGGUGCAAUGAAUGUGCUGAGCUGUGUAUAUCACAAUGCAAGAAGCAUCGUAGGAAAGCCAGAUGAGCUCAGGUAGGGAAUUAUGAUAUUGUAACCAAUAUUGGGACUUGGUUGCAGCCAACAGUCUCAGGGAUUUAGAGGAACAAAUUUGUAGAGAGAUUGCAGACCAUGCCAAUAAACAAAAAGGUUGAUUCAGUAAGUGAUUUUAACUUUCCACAUAUUGACUGGGACUCCUAAACUGUAAAGGACUAGAUGAGGUAGAGUUUGUCAUAUGUGCCCUUAAUCAAUACGUAGAAUUCCUGAUGUAGAAGUGUGCAAUAAGCUGUUAGGAAAUGAUCAGGGCUGGUGACAGAAAUUAGUGAUCAUAAUGCCAUGAGAUUCAAAGUAAAUAUGGAAAAAGAGAGGUCUGGACCACGGGAUGAGAUUCUAAAAUGGAGAAAGGUCAAUUUUGAUGGUAUCAGAAAGGAUCAGACAAGUGUGGUUUGGGACAGGUUGUUUCCUGGCAAAGGAGUACCUGUAAGUGGGAGGUCUUCAGAUGUGAAUUUUUGAGGAUGCAGAGUUUGUAUGUGCCUGCCAAAAUGAAAGUUGAAAGGUAACUGGUCCAGGGAACCUUGGUUUUGAAGAGAAAUUGAAGCCUCGUAUAUAUUAUUCCACUAAAUGCCUCAGACUGUUGGGUGCUACCGAGACCCAUUAAUGACUACAAGUCAUAAUUCCACGCACUGAGCUCAUCUGAAUUUUUUUGUUGUCUUUUGGUUUCUCAAAGCUUCCGAAUAUUUGUUCUUUUGUUUGCCCUCUCUUUGACAUUUAUGUUGGCUCUGGCUUCUCAUUUUAGCCACAGUUCUGUCCUCCUGUCUUUCUGAUGCUUCCACUUCUGUGGAAUCACUCAGGUCCCAAAUUGCUCCAGAAACUCCAGCCACUGCUGCUCAAUUGUCACUCCUACCCUUUCCCUUCCAAACAAGUUUGGCCAGCUUCUCUGCCAUAUAAACAUGGAGAAGUUCAGUAAAGAAACAGGCUAUUUGUCCCAUCUAGUCAAUGCCAAAAAAGCAUUUAAACUUGCAGUGCGAUCUGGACCAGCUGGCAAAAUGGUUUGAGAAAUGGAAAAAGGAAUUUAAUGCAGACAAGUGUGAGUUGUUGCACUUUGGUCUGACCUACCGAGGGAGGUCUUUCACAGUGACUGGUCGGGCACGGAGGAGUGUUGUAGAAGAAAGGGACCUGUUGUAGAAGAAAGUCCUUAAUUCACUGAAAGUGGUAUCACAGUUAGAUAGAGAUGGAAGGGAAGAUUUUAGCCCAAUGGCCUUCAUGAACAAAAGUACUGACAACAAUAGAUGAAUGUUAUGUUGACUUGUAGAAAACAUUGGUGAGGCCUAAUUUGGAGUACUGAGUACAGUUUUGGUCACCAACCUACAGGAAAGAUGUAAGGACUUUGAAAGAGUUCAGAGAAAAUUCACAAGGAUGUUGCCAGGUCUGGAGUACUUGGGUUAUAAGGAAAGAUUGAACAGGUCAGGACUUUAUUCCUUGGACUGUAGGAGAUUGAGGGGAGAUUUGAUUGUGAUAGAGGGGCAUAGAUAGUGUAAAUGCAAGCUGGCUUUUACCACUGAGAUGGGGUGGGAGUACAACCAGAGGCCAUGGGUUAAGGGUGAAAGGUGAAAUGUUAAGGGGAAUAUGAGGGGAAACUUCUUCACACAGACAGUCAUCGGGGUGUGGAAUGAGCAGCCAGCUCAAGUGGUGCAUGCGAGCUCAAUUUCAACAUUUCAGAGGUUCAUGUAGGUACCUGGAUGGUAGGGGUAUGGGAGUGGGCAGUUUAAAUAGUUUAGCACAGACUAGAUGGCCCAAAGGGCCUGUUUCUGUGUUGUAAUUUUCUACAAGAAUGUGAAAUAUUACAAAAAUUCACUCUGUCUUUUUAACAGUUGUGCGGACCAACCACUCACCUCAACAGGAAUUUUUAAUAUGGCAUUAAAACUGUGGCACUUUACGUUAAUAAUACAUAAAAGAAAAUCCUAGAUGCACAUCAAGAAAGACUAAUUGCAUGAGACUGGUUUUGUUACUGUGGGGCCAGGCACCCAUGCAGCUCAGCAGGAACAGGGAAUAAUACCAAUGGAGAGAGUCUAACUCCACCAAGGUACAAAUUGGAGAUGACAGAAAUGCCCCAUUCUUAUAGAAACAGGAAGAGCAUCAAAGAAUUGAUGGUCAUUCCAGAUACCAGCACUCUGCCCAGUCAGGAGAUGAUUUCUCUGUCCAACUUGGGUAGAACCUCACUGAAACAGUGCGAUACCAGGUCAAACCUUGGUAACUGAAGUAAUCUCAUCUGAAAUGUUGUCCUACACCCAUUGAUGGAUUUUGUAAAUCUUUUUACAGGUUAAAAACAAGAAGGAAUUUGUCUCCAGGAAGUUCAAACACGGCACACCAGUUUUGUUGUCUCUCUCUAGAUAUUUAAGGAGCAAGGGAUUCAAUCGACCAUCCUUCCUGCUCAACUGUGGGGAGGGAUUUAUUCGGUCAUUUGACCAACUGGCAACCCGUCAUUUUACACAGGAGAAAGGCUGUUCACCCGUUCAGACAGUGGGAAUGGAUUCAGUCGGUUAUCACAAUUGAAGGUACAUCAGUAAUUUCACACUGGGCAAGGCCAUUCACCUGUUCUGUGUGUGAGAAGGCGUUCAGUCGGUCUUCCCACCUGUGGACACACCAGUCAGUUCACACUGGGCAGAGGCUGGUCAUCUGCUGAACAUCUGGGAAAGGAUUCACUCUGUCAUCUGACCUAAUGGCUCACCAGCGUGUUCACAUUGGGGAGAAGCCAUUCACCUGCCCAGUCUGUGGGAAGGGAUUCACUCAGCCAUCCACCCUACAGAGUCACCAGCGAGUUCACACUGGAGAGAGGCCUUUCACCUGCGCAGAAUGUGGGAAGGGAUUCACUAAGUCAUCCACCUUACUGGUACAUCAGCGAGUUCACACUGGGGAGAAGCCAUUCAGCUGCUCAGUCUGUGGGAAGAGAUUCACUCAGUCAUCCCACCUACAGAGUCAUCAGCGAGUUUACACCGGGGAGGGGCCAUUCACCUGCUCAGAAUGUGGGAAGAGAUUCACUUAUUCAUCCACCCUACAGAGUCAUCAGCGAGUUCACACUGGGGAGAAGCCGUUCACCUGCUCAGAAUGUGGGAAGAGAUUCACUUAUUCAUCCACCCUACAGAGUCAUCAGCGAGUUCACACUGGGGAAAAGCCGUUCACCUGCUCAGUCUGUGGGCAGGGAUUCACUCAGUCAACCCACUUACAGAGACACCAGCGAGUUCACACUGGGGAGAAGCCGUUUACCUGCUCAGAAUGUGGGAAAAGAUUCACUGAUUCAUCCGCACUACAGAAGCAUCAGCGAUUUCACACUGGGGAGAAACCGUUCACCUGCUCAGAAUGUGGGAAGAGAUUCACUGAUUCAUCCACCCUACGGAAGCAUCAGCGAGUUCACACUGGGGAGAAGCCGUUUACCUGCUUAGAAUGUGGGAAGAGAUUCACUCAGUUAUUCAAUCUACAGAGACAUCAUCGAGUUCACACUGGGGAGAAGCCUUUCACAUGCUCAGUCUGUGGGAAGAGAUUCACUGAUCUAUCCACCCUACUGAGGCAUCAGCGAGUUCACACUGGAGAGAGGCCGUUCACCUGCUCAGAGUGUGGGAAGGGAUUCACUCGGUCAUCCCACCUACUGGCACACCAGCAAGUUCACAUUGGGGAGAAGCCGUUCACCUGCUCAGUCUGUGGGAAGGGAUUUACUCAGUCAUCCAAUCUACAGAGACAUCAUCGAGUUCAUACUGGGGAGAAGCCGUUCAUCUGCACAGUCUGUGGGAAGCGAUUCACUGAUCCAUCCACCCUACUGAGUCAUCAGCGAGUUCACACUGGGGAGAAGCCGUUCAUCUGCUCAGAAUGUGGGAAGAGAUUCACUGAUUCAUCCACCCUACGGAAUCAUCAGCGAGUUCACACUGGGGAGAAGCCAUUCACCUGCUCAGUCUGUGGGAAGGGAUUCACUCAGUCAUCCCACCUACAGAGACACCAGCGAGUUCACACUGGGGAGAAGCCGUUCACCUGCUCAGAAUGUGGGAAGAGAUUCACUGAUUCAUCCGCCCUACUUUGUCAUCAGCGAGUUCACACUGGGGAGAAGCCGUUCACCUGCUCAGCAUGUGGGAAGAGAUUCACUGAUACAUCCACCCUACGGAAGCAUCAGCGAAUUCACACUGGGGAGAAGCCGUUUAACUGUUCAGAAUGUGGGAAGAGAUUCACUCAGUUAUCCAAUCUACAGAGACAUCAUCGAGUUCACACUGGGGAGAAGCCGUUCACGUGCUCAGUCUGUGGGAAGAGAUUCACUGAUCUAUCCACCCUACUGAGUUAUCAGCGAGUUCACACUGGAGAGAGGCCGUUCACCUGCUCAGAGUGUGGGAAGGGAUUCACUCAGUCAUCCCAACUACUGGAACACGUCAAUUCAUAGUGGGGAGUGGCCGUUGUUAUGAAUCCCUAGGUUUCGUUUGCUGUGGACUGUCAUUUUAAGAGACAGAAAUUAAGAAGUCUGACUUGCAGCUUGUUUACAUCGCUCGCAGCUUGUUUCGUUUUAACCGAGGACACAGACACUCAGAGUCAGACGGAGACGGAUGAAAAAUGAAAGGAUUGAAACCAGGGAAAUAGUGGCCAAAGGUCACUGUUUAGAACAUUCCUAUGCCCACAAGGGUGGGUUAAUUAUCCAUUCGCCGUACAUCGAAUGUGUGGUUGUCACCUCAUUUAACCCAUAGGAGUGGAUCUGAUUUGGGAUAUCCUGUUUAGACCACUUAUGUGUUAACCCUUGCCUGUGUGUGAUGUGGUCAUUCAUUUGAAGAUGAUACCCCUCAUGACAAGUCACAUUCGGUGAUAAUUCGUAUGUAGAUUUGUAAAGAUGAUGGAUAAAAUCUACAGCAACUGUUCUCUCAUUUUAACACUGUGGAACCUGCAGAACAGACAGACAGACAGACGUACUUUAUUGAUCCUGAGGAAAAUUGGGUUUCGAUACAGCCGCACCAUCCAAGACUUGCAGUGAGAGAUUUAUUGGAAGAAAAACCACGACUGAAGAUGAGGGAACAGCAACAAGUGAACCAGCCCGAGGAUUGAGAGCAUCAACUAGAGAGAACCCAUCUGACUCGGAGAUUCCACUGAUUCAGUCAGGAGAAAGUUUGGUUAGAAAAUGACAAGGAAUUUGUCUACAGGAAUCUCAAACAGAACAUACCAGUUUUGCUGUCUCUAUCCAGAUAUUUAAGAAGUGGAGCAAGGGAUUCAAUCGAUCAUCCUUCCUGCUCAGACUGUGGGGAGGGAUUCACUCGGUCAUCCUUCCUGCUCAGACUGUCGGGAGGGAUUCACUCAAUCAUCUGACCAACUGGCAUGCCCGUCAUUUUGCACAGGGUAGAUGCCAUUCAUCUGCUCAGACAGUGGGAAUGGAUUCAUGCGGACAUUUCAACUGAAGGUGCAUCAGCAAGUUCACACUAGGACAAGGCCAUUCACCUAUUCUGUGUGUGAGAAGGGAUUUAGUCAGUGUACCCACCUGUGGACACACCAGUCAGUUCACACUGGGCAGAAGUUGCUCAUCUGUUGAAUUUGUGGGGAAAGAUUCACUCGAUCAUC
Molecule: messenger RNA, 6039 nt
Organism: Hypanus sabinus (Atlantic stingray)
Lineage: Eukaryota; Metazoa; Chordata; Chondrichthyes; Myliobatiformes; Dasyatidae
Product: gastrula zinc finger protein XlCGF26.1-like
Exons: 3
Coding region: 3182-4882 (566 amino acids)
Source: RefSeq, a predicted model, not a curated record